GACGAUCGAAGCUAGUAGUGAGUGAAAUCAGUGAAGUGCAUGUACUUAUAAGAUAUUCCUAGCGUUCAGAUGUGCUCUGGUGAGUUUAAAUCUAUGGUCUGCGCACCAACCCUUAAAAACAACCCCUCAUACAAAGAUUUUUUCAAAAAUAUGGUCAAGAAACAUGACAUUUUUUUAUUUUGGAUCGUAAUAGGAAAAUCCUUCAAGUACAAGAAAUCUGACACUUAAUUUUUUUAAUAAUGCAACCACCAAAAACCACCCCUAAGAAUGAAACUUAGGAAAAAAUUGAAAAUUAAAAAAUUUAUAGACUAGUUAUAUAGACUAAGCAGUUAUAGACAUCAAUAUGUUUAAACACGUUAAAUUUUUGUUGUUUUUUACAAUGUAACUAAUAGUUCGAUAUUUUUAUAUGAAACCACCCUUAAAAACCAUUCCUUAUAUACAGUUGUAAAAAUAAAACUAUGUUUAUUUUCAAUAAAACCACAUUUAGUUAUUUUAAGUUAUUUAUAGUUUUAGGUGGCAUGACUGUGUAAUUUUAGUUUGAAUGACAUUUGUAAAUAAUUAUUUGACAGUUGUCAAAAAACUCAGAGUAAGAAAUAGCAUGUUCUUGAUUCUCUUUUUUAGGUUUGUAUUUUUAAGUUAUUUUAGUAUUGUUGUAUUAAUGUUUAUCAUCUUUAUUGUACAUAUUGUAAAUAAACUCUUUUUUAGAUGAAUUCAUACGGCUAUCUCUUACACGAAUAAGAAGUAUGAAACUACACUUAUAAAUCAAGAACUUAAGCUGACCAAGCCAAAAUAGUGAUAAAAAUAGAUUUUCAAACCGUUAUUUGUACAAAUUAAGGAUGAAUAUUACAUCAAUGAAAAUUUGUAUUGCUAUAGAAGCAAGCAGUACUGAUAGUAAGAAGAAUGUAUGUAAAUUUAAGUGGUUGCAGCCAACACAGUCACCUUUCUAUUAUGAAAUGCCUGCUGAAAAGCAACUUCAAGAUUAUCAUUCUGAACUAUUUCGUCUGAAAAAAGUAAAAAAUGUUUUAGCAUCCAUGAAAUCAAGAGGAUGCUUUAGAACAUGUACCAUUUCAUUAGAUGAUAAUUUGAAAGUGAUUUAUUUUGAUUCAGAUGGUGAUGUGGUUUAUCAAAAUGAGUACCUACAACAGACCUUAUUACCAGUGUAUGAGAAGAAAGAAGCGAUUGAACAAUCUCCACCAUUAGUCGAGUUGCUCCAGAAACUUGGUGAUACUAGUAUACCUAAAGUUGAAAAGAAAAAUUACAAAAAAAUAAAAGAUGAUUUCGUACUUCGAAAUUUUGAUGGUAAAAAUGUUCCAAUGAAUUCAUAGGUCUGGAUCCGGCGUAUGAAAAAAAAGUUGAUUAAUAGCAAGCUGAAAAUUUGUUAAUAGCUUAAGGGUGUCUAGUCGAAUAAACUUUGA
This is a messenger RNA of Diabrotica virgifera virgifera (western corn rootworm), 1415 nucleotides long. RefSeq lists its product as uncharacterized. The record is from RefSeq and is a predicted model, not a curated record. The transcript is spliced from 3 exons. The coding region runs from base 837 to 1325 and encodes 162 amino acids. Lineage: Eukaryota; Metazoa; Arthropoda; Insecta; Coleoptera; Chrysomelidae.